AUGGCGAAAUGUCCAAAGCAUGAGGUUCUGCUCCAUAACUUCAAGCCAACGUACUUCCUAGACAAAGGAGAAACAAUUAAGGGCAGCCUUUCAAAUACUGAACACUUGACUUUCAGUCUUGCAAGCCAGGAAUCAUUCUCAGAUACUCAUGGCAUAGGAGUUAUAUCCAGAAAUGUAACAGUUUCCCUCAAAGAAAGAAAGAGAAGAAAUGAGGGACACAACCACGCAAGCAAACCUACCAGAUGUGGAAGUUUCAAAAACUUUUCUUAUGUUGUUUCAAGUGGUCAGCAGAGAAAAAUUUCUCAUGAAAAUGAUGAAGUUUCAGAUAAGACCGUUGUGUAUGACCUUCUGAAACUGGGCUGUCCGUUAUCAGUGCAGAGCAGUGAACCUUUCAAACCCAUUAUUGACGUAUACGAUGGAGAAACGUUUGUAAAAGAAGUGGAUGUAAACUAUGUAUUGUGGGAACAACAUGGUCGAGCUGGCUACAAGUACAGUAAAACCAUGAAGGAGGUUGGGUGCAUGAGAGAGGCGCAGAGCUGGGAAAAGAUGAUAAAUUCUAUGAAGGGAGGAAGUAUUGAAUCAGCGUGGUCCAAGGAGAAUUACCAAACUUGUUUUCAAGAGUCAGCAGAUGGCUCCAUUUCUGCGGAUAAUCUUUAUGAACGAUACGAGAUCCUCAACAGUUCUGGGGCCGCCUCGCACAUUGUGUGGACUGAUGUAGGCACUUUUGUCUUCCUCCUGAAAGUUCUUGAUCCUGAAUUUAGCUUUUGUAAUCUGACCGUAGAGUUUGGUGUUCAAGUGCAUGGUGUCAGGAGUGCGAUGCAAGAGAUUCCAACCUUCGUGGUUCUGGGUUCAGCAUGCCUGACUAUCGUGGUCCUGAUGCUAUCUGCCUUCCACACCGCAGCACUGUGUUCCGAAUGA
Pocillopora verrucosa is the source of this 918-nucleotide messenger RNA. The record is from RefSeq and is a predicted model, not a curated record. Lineage: Eukaryota; Metazoa; Cnidaria; Anthozoa; Scleractinia; Pocilloporidae.